Molecule: messenger RNA, 729 nt
Organism: Fulvia fulva
Lineage: Eukaryota; Fungi; Ascomycota; Dothideomycetes; Mycosphaerellales; Mycosphaerellaceae
Product: Pre-mRNA-splicing factor isy1
Exons: 1
Coding region: 1-729 (242 amino acids)
Biological process (GO): generation of catalytic spliceosome for second transesterification step; mRNA 3'-splice site recognition
Cellular component (GO): Prp19 complex; catalytic step 2 spliceosome; post-spliceosomal complex
Source: RefSeq, a predicted model, not a curated record
AUGGCCCGAAAUGCGGAAAAGGCGCAGUCUAUGCUGUUUCGCUUCCGCGCGCAACAAGCAUCCGACUUGGGCAUCAUCGACGUGAAUCACACCCGCCGACCGAAGGCCAUCUCCCAGGUGGAAGAUAUCAAGACGUGUGAGCGCUGGCGAGGCCAAGUACUCAAGGAAAUCAGCAGGAAAGUAUCGCGAAUCCAGGAUCCGGCGUUGAGCGACUACCAGGUCAGAGAUAUCAACGACGAGCUCAACAAACUCUUCCGCGAAAAAUGGCAGUGGGAGAUGCGCAUCAAAGAAUUGGGCGGGCCGAACUACAUGCGCGGAGGCACACGAGUGACAGACGAUGAGGGGAGGCUCAUAGAAGGUGGUGGGAAAGGAUAUCGAUAUUUCGGCCGGGCGCGAGAACUUCCCGGUGUGAAAGAGCUGUUCGAGGCAGCUACGCAGAAGCCGGAGAAGGAAGUCAAGGAUACGAGGCAUGAUCUAAAUAAGCGUGUGGAUGCUGGCUAUUAUGGCUACAACUUGGACGAAGAAGACGGUGUCCUGCUCAAGUACGAGGCACAGAAGGAGAAAGACGCCUUUGAGACGCUCAUGGCUGAGGACGAGCCAGCAGAUCCUACUUGGGAGCCUUUACCCGGCCAUGGAGGAGAUGGUACUCUGUGGAAGCUCCCCAUGGCAGAGGAGGUCGAGGCUGAGCUACUUGAAAGACGAAAGCGGAAACUGCUGGACAAGAUAUGA